AUGAUUGGUUUCCGCCCCCACCUCUCCACACAAGACGUCCUCUUGCAACUCCACCACGACCUUCUCGAUCCGCCCACCUUCUCCGACACUAAGGCUCUCCUUAGCCUCGACCUUCACAAGGCGUUCGACAACGUCUCCCAUUUGGCUAUUUUUACCGAACUCGCCACCAUCAACCCCGGCUCUCGCACCUGCCACUGCAUUCGCUCCUUCCUCACGGCCCGCACGGCCGAAAUCAUCGUGGGAGAUCUCUCGUCUCCCACGUAUGCGCUUGGAUCUCGUGGUACCCCUCAGGGCGCUGUCUUGUCGCCUUUUCUUUUUAAUCUCUCCCUUCGCUCACUUCCCGACAAGCUCGACCGUAUCCCCGAUCUCAAACACACCCUGCACGCGGACGACGUAACUUUUUGGGUUACGUCUGGCUCAGACGGGCACAUUGAGCAGACGUUGCAACGCGCAACUGACGUCGUCACAAGUCACGUGCACGCGGCCGGUCUCGCUUGCUCGGCGGCCAAAUCCGCCCUCCUCCUCAUGCGGCCCCCCGACCGGCGUCGCCACAAGACGCCUCACCCCACCAUCACGAUUCACGCCAAUUCCACUCCCGUUCCCGUCGUCUCGCAUCUCCGGGUGCUGGGGCUGAUAGUACAGUCAAACCGCCAUAAUGCUCACACCAUCGACCAGCUCUCGCUUUCGGUUCAGCAAACCGCGCGCAUGCUCGCUCGUGUCCGAGCGCGGCGCAUCGGCAUGCGCGAACACGAUCUCCUCCGCCUAGUCGACGCUUUCGUCGUUUCCCGUCUCACGUACGGCCUUUCUUAUACUCGUCUUCUCAAAUCGGAACGCGACAAGGUCGACGUCCUCAUCCGCCGUGCAUACAAGACUGCUCUCGGCCUUCCCUCCAAUGCGUCCACGGCGCGUCUCCUCCGCCUGGGAGUCCACAACACGCUCGACGAACUGAUCGAAGCUCACCACACCGCUCAGCUGCAACGCCUUCAUCGUUCGCCGACCGGUCGCUACAUCCUCUCUUCCAUCGGUCAUGACACGUCUUCUCACCCGCCAGACCUGGUCUCACUACCGCAUGCUCUUCGGGCAGCCUUUUCCAUCAAGCCGCUACCCAAGAAUAUGCUCGCGGGACACCACGACGCCCGUCGCCAAGCCCGUGCGGCGGGCGUGCCAAUCGUCUCCGUCUCGCCCUCCUCGGCACCCUCGGGGCCGACAAUCACGGCCGCCACCGUUCGAACGCCCUACGUCGUCGAGGCUGAGGAGGCGGCCAUCGCUUUAGCCGCCACCUCGACCGACGCCAGCGUCAUACUCUCCGACUCCAAGCACGCCAUCUCCAAUUUCGCCCGAGGUCUCGUCUCGCCUACCACCUUACGGCUCCUUCGCCCACUUCUACUGGAGGACGAACCGUGUCACAUUGAACUGGUCUGGGUCCCCGCCCACUCGGGUCACCCCGGCAACGAGUCGGCUCACCAACACGCUCGAGGAUUCGUCGACCAAGCGGUGGGCCCCUCCGCGUCGGACGCCCCGGUGCCGGAGCCCCUGGUCACCUACCACGACAUUACCCAGCACUAUCGCCUCGAACGGUACGCCUACCCACCCCCACAUGGCAGUCUUCCCAAGCGGUCCUAG
Dermacentor andersoni is the source of this 1623-nucleotide messenger RNA. The record is from RefSeq and is a predicted model, not a curated record. Lineage: Eukaryota; Metazoa; Arthropoda; Arachnida; Ixodida; Ixodidae.